Plectropomus leopardus (leopard coralgrouper) is the source of this 1272-nucleotide messenger RNA. NCBI's taxonomy places the organism in Eukaryota, Metazoa, Chordata, Actinopteri, Perciformes, Serranidae. The record is from RefSeq and is a predicted model, not a curated record.
ACAACGAAGACAUGAAGUUUGGACAAACAGUUAGCUUAGCCUCAUAUCCGCCAUGUUUGCGUGUAUUUUAGCGUUAAAUACAACCCACCGGACGUCCGUGUUUACUUAGCGACGAGCUAUUGUGGUUCUGUUGAGUCAAUAAUGAGAAACUUGACAAUGGUUUGUUCUCAGUUCAUAGCUGUGCUCCUCCUGUGCUUUCCGGGCGUUUUUUCGGCCCAGCAGCCGCACAUCGUCUUCAUCCUGGCAGAUGACUUCGGCUGGUAUGAUGUCGGCUACCACAGCUCAGAGAUCAGAACCCCAAACCUGGACAAGCUGUCAGCCGGAGGAGUCCGCCUGGAGAACUACUAUGUGCAGCCUCUGUGUACCCCCUCCAGGAACCAGCUCAUGACCGGCAGGUACCAGAUCCACACAGGCAUGCAGCACCAGAUCAUCUGGCCCUGUCAGCCGUACUGUGUGCCUCUGGAUGAGAAACUGCUGCCCCAGCUGAUGAAAGAGGCGGGGUACGCCACACACAUGGUGGGCAAGUGGCACCUGGGCAUGUACAAGAAGGACUGCCUGCCCACAGCCCGCGGCUUUGACACGUACUUUGGCUACCUGACAGGCAGCGAGGAUUACUUCACUCAUGUCCGCUGUCAUCCCAUCUCCUCUCUGAACGUGACCCGCUGUGCAUUAGACCUGCGGGAGGGAGAAGAGGUCGCCACUGCGUUUAAAGGAGACUACUCUACUGAGCUGUUCAGCCAGAGGGCCACCAGCAUCAUUGACAAACACAACCCCAACAAGCCGCUCUUCCUCUACAUGGCGUUGCAGGCGGUCCAUGCACCCCUGCAGGUGCCGGAGCGCUACGUGACCCCCUACAGUUUUAUCAAAGACCCCCAUCGCAGGCUGUAUGCCGGCAUGGUGUCGGCCAUGGACGAGGCAGUGGGCAACAUCACUCUGGCUCUGCAGCAGAGAGGACUGUGGGACAACACAAUCCUGUUAUUCUCAACAGAUAACGGAGGUCAGACGCUGAGCGGUGGCAGCAACUGGCCACUGCGAGGGAGGAAGUGGUCGCUGUGGGAAGGAGGGAUCCGGGGAGUCGGAUUUGUCGCUAGCCCGCUACUGAAGCAGCCGGGGACAGUCAGCCGCGAACUCAUCCACAUCUCCGACUGGCUGCCAACACUUGUUGGCCUGGCUGGCGGGAGCACCAACGGCACAAAGCCGCUGGACGGAUUCAACGUGUGGAACACAAUCAGCUCUCUGCCUGCCUCCCUGACCAGCGUCCUGCUCUUGUAG